AUGGGAGGUAGCGGGGGCGUGUGUGCCAAGCAUGGCUGCUCGUUUGGGCAAGCCACGAGCUCGCCCGUGGGGCUUCUAGAAGGUUCCUGCGCAAGCGCGGCGGGGCGGGGCGCGGGGGAGGAGCCGCCGCUGGGAGCUCAGGACCUCUCGGGGCGGAGCUAUCUGUUCCGGGCCCAGUCCGCGCCCACGCCGCGCACCACCCGCCUGCCCGCCCCUUGCGCUUCAGCCAGCGCCCGACGCGUCGGGUGCGAGCGCAAGCGCGAGCAGCAGCCCGCCGCCGCCGCCGCCACCCCCGCCACCCCGGCCCCGGAGCCCGCCGCCGCCCCGGCCCCUGCCACCCCGGCCCCCGCCGCCCCGGCCCCGGCCCCGUCUAACAUGGACAGCCGCAAGCUCAGUGAGCUCCAGGCCUUUAUCAGGCUCUGCCAGCAGGACUCGAGCCUCCUGCACACCGAUGAGCUGCGCUUCCUUCGGGACUGGGUGGAGAGUAUGGGUGGUAAAAUUCCACCUGCUCCACAAAAAGCAAAAUCAGAAGAAAGAAUCAAGGAGGAAAAAACUGAAAGUAAGAAACCAGAGGAACCCCCAAAACUAGAAGAGCUAGAAAGUGAGGAGAGUGACGUAGAGAUUGAUAAUGAAGGAGUGAUUGAAGCAGAUACUGAUUCCCCUCAGGAAAUGGGAGAUGAAAAUGCAGAGGUAACAGAUGAGAUGAUAGAUCAGGCUAAUGAAAAGAAGGUGGCAGCCAUUGAUGCCCUCAAUAGUGGUAACCUGGAGUCAGCCAUUGAAUUAUUCACAGAGGCCAUCAAACUAAAUCCCCGUUUGGCUAUUUUGUAUGCUAAGAGAGCCAGUAUCUUUAUAAAACUGCAGAAGCCUAAUGCUGCUAUUAGAGAUUGUGACAGAGCUAUUGAAAUAAACCCAGACUCCGCCCAGCCCUACAAAUGGCGAGGCAAAGCCCACAGACUCCUUGGCCACUGGGAGGAGUCUGCCCGGGAUCUUGCCAUGGCUUGUAAACUGGACUAUGAUGAAGAUACCAGUGCUAUGCUGAAGGAAGUCCAGCCGAGGGCCCAGAAGAUUGCUGAACAUCGGCGAAAAUAUGAAAGAAAACGCGAGGAGCGAGAGAUUAAAGAAAGGAUAGAGAGGGUGAAGAAGGCUCGGGAGGAACAUGAGCGAGCCCAAAGGGAGGAAGAGGCCCGGCGAACUUCAGGAGCCCAUUUUGGCUCUUUUCCAGGUUUUCCUGGAGGCAUGCCUGGGAACUUUGGAGGCAUGCCUGGCAUGGGAGGGGCCAUGCCUGGGAUGGCAGGAAUGCCGGGCCUCAAUGAGAUUCUUAGUGACCCGGAAGUGCUUGCAGCCAUGCAGGACCCAGAGGUGAUGGUGGCGUUUCAGGAUGUGGCUCAGAACCCCGCAAACAUGUCCAAAUAUCAGAGCAACCCAAAGGUUAUGAAUCUCAUCACCAAAUUGUCAGCCAAAUUUGGAGGUCAAGCGUAAAUGCCCUUUUAACAAAUAAAGCCCUUACUGAUGGAGAAACAACCCAGAUCACUUAAUGGACCUCGCAAUAACACAAACCAAAUGUACCUCUGACCUUCUGGUGAAGAAAGCUGGGGUGCUUGGAAGAUAACCCCCCUGUCCUGCCCCCCUCCCUGCCCCCAGUGCAACAGGAGCAUUUUACAGAGAUCGGGUAGCCAUUAGUCUAGCAGAUUAUGUUGUCCCUCUCUGAAUCACAAGCUUAAGAAACAUAGAAGCAUUUUCCCCAAACUUUAACAUUACUUAAAGGAGAAAGGGAAAGUAGUGUUGAAAAUUAUUUUCUUUUUAUUCAUCUUUUUGACUUUCCCUUGGACUUGAUUAGCUUUUAGGGUGAGAAAGAAGAGACUUCUAUUCAAGAUUUCUUAUCCGGUCAUGGUGGAAAAUUGGUCUCAUCAGAGAGAGGCGAACAUUCCUCAUUUAACUAUGUAAAUUUGAAAUGGAUUCGUGCUUCUUGAUAUAUUUUGCUUUUGCUUUUUCCUUUAAAUUCUGAUGUGCUUUUGAAAAACCGCUCAUUUUGACGGCAGAACCAACUGCGGGACCACCAGUGACAUAGUAAAUUCUUGGGCAGAGCCUGGAGCUGCCUGCCUUGAGGGCUUCUGCAGUGUGUCCAGUGUUUUCUUCCCUGCACACGCAUUAGAAAGUUGGGGCAUUGUGGGUAAGAACUGAACCACCAAGCCAUGCAUUGAGUUGAGGGCAUACUUUUGGGGAAUGCUUCUGUGAAACUGAUCUACCACCUUGUAACUUUGGCCCCUCUGUUGUCCGGUAUGUCUGUAAUAUAGUGUGUUUCUGUUUAGAGAGGAAGGAGGAGGCUCCUUUUCUUUCUUCUUGGAUGUGACCUUUCCUCAACAGCAGACACUUGGCUCUGCUCUCUUUUGGGUCUGUGUUUCCAGUGUCUAUUCUCCCCACCCCCCACUCCAUCCCCCAUUAAUUAGGCUCAAAAUGGCCCUCAUCCAGUCAGUAUUUCUGAAGGCCACCAUUCAACCCUACCAUUGCUGAAUGCUUGGUUUAAUGUAAAAUGCCACACUUACUGUUUCUAUGUAGGCUAAUGCCCUUCACUUCUCCUUUGGCCAAGAGAUUUCGUUUUGAUUCUCUGCGACCUUGAGGACCGACCCCAACAUGCUUCCUUUUUUUAACUAAACCAUGGAGGGAAGAAGAUGUCCCUGGUUUUUUGUUUUUAUUUUUGUUUUCUUUUACUUGGGAAAUGGCCCUUGAAAAUGACAUUUGCAUUGAUCUUUCCAUUUUGGGGAAGGAGGGCAUGAGGAUUAGUGGAUAUGUAAACGUAUAGGUGAACUUGGCUAUGUGAUCCAAUAUUAAAAAUGUGCUCAUCACUAGAUUAGCUUUGUGAUUCUUUUUGCAUUGUAGGAUUGUUUGACAUCUCAUUGAUGCUUUCUGGUAGGGAGUCGCUGCUACAGUUGACAUCUCUGGUAUUCCUUUCCUUAAUUGGCUUCAGUAACUUAGUCAGGCACCAUACAGAAAACGGCUCUGGCUCUGGCCGCCAGGCAGGAGGCCUCCCAUCUAAAGACAUUCUGAAGGGCAGCUUGUUCUUGGAAUGUUGCCUGGGUGUAACUAACUGGAAUAGGCAAACUAACGAGUGUGGAGUACCCUCAUUAGAAGUCAUUGGUAGGUGGGCGGCACCUUGCCCGAGUAGCUGGGCAGCAAGAGAAUGAAUGGUGCCCCCGAGUGGGCAGCCUACUACCUUGGGGUCGGAGCAGAGCGCGCUGCUGUUUAAUACCUUGGCUCUCGGGCGUGCGUUCCAACGCCUUUCCUUCAUUCCCCGGGGUCACGUCACAAACCCUCCUGCAGUCCUAGCCUUUUCACUCGGUUUAGUAACCCUUGAUGUUUAAGCUGCACAAAAAGCCUGUCACCAUUGGAUCUUAGGAAAAUGGCCUGUGUUUCAGAGUGCUGAGCCUAAUUGAUUAGCAAAUACAAAGCUUAUUCUCCAUUGAUUUAGGAACGCAACUUAAUAGCCAAGCCUGACUUUUUUUCUUGUACUAACAACCCUACAAGAAAGAAAGAAAAAUGUGAAAGGAGGGUUUCCGGUUUUCAGUUUGUUUUUUGUUUUUGCUGAAAAGUAGAAGUUAUUGGAUAUUUCUAGUCACCUUCACAAAUAAAGUGUGGUUUUCAAACUGGAA
Messenger RNA from Monodelphis domestica (gray short-tailed opossum), 3647 nucleotides. It is a transcript of the gene ST13, whose product is annotated as ST13 Hsp70 interacting protein. The record is from RefSeq and is a predicted model, not a curated record. Gene Ontology annotation, molecular function: protein dimerization activity; Hsp70 protein binding. NCBI's taxonomy places the organism in Eukaryota, Metazoa, Chordata, Mammalia, Didelphimorphia, Didelphidae.